Nerophis lumbriciformis (worm pipefish) is the source of this 2898-nucleotide messenger RNA. RefSeq lists its product as uncharacterized. Gene Ontology annotation, cellular component: nucleus. Gene Ontology annotation, biological process: regulation of transcription by RNA polymerase II. The record is from RefSeq and is a predicted model, not a curated record. Lineage: Eukaryota; Metazoa; Chordata; Actinopteri; Syngnathiformes; Syngnathidae. Gene Ontology annotation, molecular function: RNA polymerase II cis-regulatory region sequence-specific DNA binding; DNA-binding transcription activator activity, RNA polymerase II-specific.
CAGGGCGAGGAUAAAGCAAGAUGGCGUCUGACGGUGAAGACGUUAUUGCAGUCGUCACAGUUCAGUGUUCUUAAUCUGUGCGUCCAUGUACACAUAUAUGUCCUUUAUUACACUCUAUUAAAUAGAGUAAUACUAACUGUUUGUAUAUUAGUCUGAGCGCACUUUGAUGCUUCUCCAGCUAGCUUAGCUUGCUAGUUAGUUUAGCUUGUUAGCUGCUAACAAAAAGAGGCGGAAGUGAUGAAAACACAUCGCUAAGCAGAGAUCAAGUGUGAGUGUAAAGUGUUGUGAUUGUGUGAAAAUGUGCGAAAGAACCAUAGCAGAGUACGAGGAGGAACUUUGUCCAACAAAAGAGGAGAAGGAGCGACAACAUGAAAAACAUCAAGUUGUGUUACACACAACAGACAUCCAUCAGCUGAUUGGACACCAAGAAGAAUAUCUCCCUCAUCUGCAGGGGGACAGUUUCACUUCAGAGGAUCCACAGCCCUCACACAUGAAAGAGGAAGAGGAGGGAGAGUGUGUUGUAGGGCAGGAGGAGGAUGAUGUCAGCAAGUUUCCACUGACUGUUGUCUCUGUGAAGACUGAAGAGCAUGAAGACAAAGCACCUGAGUCCUCACAGCUUCAUCACAGUCCAAACGUUCAACAGCCCCUUCACAUUAAAGAGGAAGAGGAUGAUCCACAGCUCACCCACAUGAAAGAGGAAGAGGAGGAUCCACACAUGAAAGAGGACGAGGAGGGAGAGUGUGUUGUAGGGCAGGAGGAGGAUGAUGUCAGCAAGUUUCCACUGACUGUUGUCUCUGUGAAGACUGAAGAGCAUGAAGACAAAGCACCUGAGUCCUCACAGCUUCAUCACAGUUCAAACGUCCAGCGGGUGUCAGCGGGGAGUCAUGAAGAGGAGUGGCACACCAGUGUGGGACAGAAGGAGCUACAGGCCCCCUCCCACAUUAAAGAGGAGCAGCUUCAUGAUGAAGAUGAAGCUCAGUCCUUACAGCUUCAUCACUGUCAAAGUGAGGAGAACAGAGGGGCGGAGCUUGUAAGUCAACACAUCACAGAAGCUGAUGGAGAGCAUUGUGAAGAUAUCAAGUCAGAACCAGACAGCAUCUUUGCUCCACGGUCAGACAUGGACCACAUGAUGUCACACUCUUCUGAUCACAGUGACCACAUCCAAAAACCUUUGGAGAGUAAGAAUGACUCUAAAGGUGAUACGAGACAUCACACUAACAACAAACACUUUGACUGCUCUGAAUGUGGGAAAUCAUUUAAAUGGAAGAGUAAUUUUACAAGACACGUGAGAACACAUACCGGUACUGGAGAGAAACCUUUUACUUGCUCUGUUUGUAAGAAGAGUUUCUCCACAAAGCAAAUCAUGACCACACACAUGAGAACACACAAUGGAGAGAAACAUUUUACUUGCUCUGUUUGUGGGAAGAGUUUUUUCCAAAAUUGUAACAUGACCAGACACAUGAGAACACACACUGGAGAGAAACCUUUUACUUGCUCUUUUUGUGCUAAAAGAUUCAACACUAAGAAAGACAUGACCACACACAUGAGAAUACACACUGGAGAGAAACCUUUUACUUGCUCUGUUUGUGCUAAAAGAUUCAACACUAAGAAAGACAUGACCAGACACAUGAGAACACACACUGGAGAUAAACCUUUUGCUUGCUCAGCUUGUGCUAAAAGAUUCAACACUAAGAAUAACAUGAUAUCACACAUGAGAACACACACAGGUGAGAAAACUUUUACUUGCUCUGCUUGUAAGAAGAGUUUCUCCAGCAAGCAUCACAUGGCCACACACAUGAGAACACACACUGGAGGGAAACCUUUUAGUUGCACUGCGUGUGUUUAAAGGUUCAGGUAUAAGUAUCAGGUCAGUAGACACAAGUGUGUAACAGUCAUGGAAGCUGCAGGGAUGUAAAAACACUUAAUUAGUGAUUGUGCUAAAUGUAGUUUAAAAACACAGCAUGUUUAAUAUGAAUGUAUAUUUGAUGUUGUAUGUAGUGCUUCUCAUCUUCUAGUCUUAUAUGUUGUCCUGUACUUACUUUUUAAGUUGUGUGCAUGUAUUGAGUAUUAUAUAUGUAGCUACUGUUAAGUUCCACUCUUCUACUCCAAAAAGGAUAACUAACGAUUUCCAAUUGAUCAACUUUUUAUUUUUCAAUUUGAAGCAUUGUUGGUUUAAUUUCAGUUGAUCUUCAAAAUCAUCAGUAGGUUGUAAACCUUUAAACCACAAAAACAGAGAUGCUAACAAUGUGAUUACACAGCUAUUUUCAAACAAUGUUUUACAAAUGCUUUUAAAUUGCUGAAUAAUGUUUUAAACUUUAAAGGGGAACAUUAUCACCAGACUUAUGUAAGCGUCAAUAUAUACCUUGAUGUUGCAGAAAAAAGACCAUAUAUUUUUUUAACCGAUUUCCGAACUCUAAAUGGGUGAAUUUUGGCGAAUUAAACGCCUUUCUGUUAUUCGCUCUCGGAGCGAUGACGUCACAACGUGGCGUCACAUCGGGAAGCAAUCCGCCAUUUUCUCAAACACCGAGUCAAAUCAGCUCUGUUAUUUUCCGUUUUGUCGACUGUUUUCCGUACCUUGGAGACAUCAUGCCUCGUCGGUGUGUUGUCGGAGGGUGUAACAACACGAACAGGGACGGAUUCAAGUUGCACCAGUGGCCCAAAGAUGCCAAAGUGGCAAGAAAUUGGACGUUUGUUCCGCACACUUUACCGACAAAAGCUAUGCUACAACAGAGAUGGCAAGAAUGUGUGGAUAUCCUGCGACACUCAAAGCAGAUGCAUUUCCAACUGGACUGGACAGAUCAGCUUUCAGGAAAAGAGAGCGGAUGAGGGUAUGUCUACAGAAUAUAUUAAUUGAUGAAAACUGGGCUGUCUGCACUCUCAAAGUGCAUGUUGUUGCCA